Molecule: messenger RNA, 2746 nt
Organism: Paramuricea clavata
Lineage: Eukaryota; Metazoa; Cnidaria; Anthozoa; Malacalcyonacea; Plexauridae
Source: the annotation of a GenBank genome assembly
AUGGAAGAAGCAAAAAGACUUUUAGAUAUACUUCUGGCAAGAAGAGCAGCAGCCAAAAAGGCCACCACAGUAAAGAGUCAGGAGGAAAGGACCAGCCUGGAGUCUGAAAGUGAACUCUCAGAUGGCUCUGAAGUGGAUGACGAGAUUACAGAGCCUGGAGAUGAUGAGUCUGACAGCUUUGAAAUGGAUGAAGAUAGUGACUAUUAAAUAUAACCUGUCACUCCUUAAUCAGUUUUAUUUAAUAUUGUCUUUAAAUAGACCUAAACAUUCAAAAUACACUAUCACAUAUUAACUGGAAAUAGGUAGUUAAAGUAGUUGGAAAAACAAGAGCCCCCCCCCUACGUAACCUCAAAAAUUUUAAAGCCCCCCCUUGCCGCACUAAAUUUUUUCUAAUGCCCCCCCUCAGAAUCUUUACUCCCCCCCCUUGUCAUAUUAAAUGAACAUUCCCUUACUGUCGUCAUCAAUAUUGUAGCCAGUGUACAGACUAUAUUUCGGUUAUACUGUCCGUGAAAAUUCGUGACAUUGCUUGCGACCCACGACAGCGCUACGCAGAUCUGGGUAUUUGAUUCUGAUUGGUCAUAGUUAAAGUUAAUAGAUUUUGAUUGGCUGAGUUCAAAGGUCAACAAAGUUCGGACCGUGAAUUUCAUCUGAAGGUAACGCAAACAAAUCAGAUCACGCUCAGGAAUUGCCGUUAUUCUCAACUCCUUGUUGCAUUUCAUUUGUUCAGUUGGAUAUACAUAUUAAUCUGCAACACCUCAGAAACAUUUUUCAUCGAAAAUUUAGUAGUUUGAAGCAUACAGAGAAGUAAAAUUUACAAUGAACAUCAAGUGUCAAGAAAAUAUUAUUUCGAUUCGAAAAUCAAAGUCCAAAGUUCAUUGAUAUUUUAGCCCAGCCAAUCAGAACCCACUAUGUUAAGUCAUGAGUAGUGUUGCUGGGGCUGGACAUUACAGCAUAAUGUAGUCUGUAUACAGGCCCCCAGAACCCCUUGGCUGCGAAGGACCACCCAAUAGUAUGACUAAACCAUUGGCCUCAACCUCGCCACUAGUCAGAGAGUUUCAGUCUUCAGGUAUCCAUUUUUUCUCCAGACAUCUCCUCGACAAAAGAAGAAAGUGACCAUUUUAAUUAACUUUGGGGAUGGGGAAAAAUAACCCUACUACAUGCACACCUGUUGGUACCCCCUCCAAAUAUUGAGGGUAGUAAAGGGGAGGUGGUUCGGAUCAUGUUUCACUUAAAGAAAAACAGCUAUCGGUUUCACGUUUCACUGGUAAAAUAUUUAAAAAUUCUAUCUUGAGUACUUCAUGCCUUUCUAAAUUCGUUAGCUUAUCUGUCAUUACUUUUUCUGUGUUGGUGUUGUGUACUCAGGUGAAUAUAAUGUUUGCGAUGCUACUCUGAGUGUAUAUCCACACGGGGCGAGCUUGAAAAACAUGCCCGUCCACAGUGGAAAUAGAACCUACGACCUUUGGAAUACUAACCCAAUGCUCUGCCAACUGAGCUACGCGGUCAGGACGGUUCGAGUAAGUGAUAUUUCGGAACAGAAUCUAGUUCCUUCGAUACCAAUGUAAUCUAGUAAUAUGAAUUUUUCUGUGUUGGUGUUGUGUACUCAGGUGAAUAUAAUGUUUGCGAUGCUACUCUGAGUGUAUAUCCACACGAGUUAUUCACCUAGACAACACCAACACAGAAAAAAUCAUAUUACUAGAUUUCAUUGGUAUCGAAGGAACUAGAUUCUGUUUCGAAAUAUGACUUACUCGAACCAUCCUGACCGCGUAGCUCAGUUGGCAGAGCAUUGGGUUAGUAUUCCAAAGGUCGUAGGUUCGAUUCCCACUGUGGCCGGGCAUGUUUUUCAAGCUCGCCCCGUGUGGAUAUACACUCAGAGUAGCAUCACAAACAUUAUCUGUCAUUGUAUUUUAAAACCAACCGAUAUAUCUAUCCAAAAUCAAGAAAAUACAUGCAUGCAGUAAGAUUGUUACAUCCAAAGUAUUGCUUUUCUUCACGUUCGCACUUCUCACUAUUCGUCCAGUCUUUGUUCUACCGGCCUCAAAUAAAUUCUCCUUUCCUGGACCGAAAUUUCCGGCAUUCGUGGCUCACGGCUAGGCAUCUAAAUCACGUUUCACGACAUAAAAAUCCGUCAUUUCAAGAGAACAAAUAUUGGCAACUCACGAAAACACUUUUUACUACCCUCAAUAUUGGGGCAUGCGCUUAUAUACAUGGGCAGGGGAGGAGCAGCCGCCCCCAGUAAAAAUGUAACGUAAGUUGGGCAAAAAGAUGGGGAAAAUAAAUUUGAAAACAACUUAAACAAGAAAUAUGUGAGAUAAUAGUCGAAAAUGGAAGAACUUUUAAAGAUAAUAAUCGAAAAUGCAAGAAAUAUAUAUAAAUUUUAGCCUCUUCGAAACACUUUCUAAAAUGCCAAAAAGUUGGGCAAGUUUCUUUUGUGCCCCCCUAAUUUUCCCCUAAUUUUGAGGUCGCACAAAAGAAUCUGACCUUCGCAUCUUGGUCGGAUUAAGACUCUGUUUUAAUUUUUUAUAGCUUCGGCUUGGAACUUGCUGACGGACAACUUGAUCACGUGUGUUUCACACGGGAUUGGUCUAGCGGACAUUUCAAAGUGUACAAGAACGGUGUUUUGGGGAAAACUAUGGCGGUCGUUAAGAAUGAACAAGAAAUCGAAGCUGGUGGAACAUGGGUAAUCGGUCAAGAUCAAGAUUCACUUGGAGGUGGUUUGAAACCAGAGAUUCCUAUAAGGGUAACUUGA